GUUUUACGAUGCUGUCGCGAGAUUAGAGAAAGUUUUUAAAAAGCCCUGCCAUUAGCAUUCGGCAGCAUUAGCAAUCGGGAAGCAGUCAAGUUGAAACCACGUCGAGAUUAACGCCACCAGACCAGCAACAAGUGGAUGCCCCAAGUGCAAACAGUUCCAAAGUCAACUUUAAUAUACCCAAAUCCCAGGAGAUCGCAUCGGAUCGGGUGAUAAUGCCCGAUAGUUGUACGGCGGACCUACGAAGUCGCCGCCGCGAAAAUCCAAUCGACCGCAACGGCAAUAUCGGCGGCACAGCCAAGGAGCAGGCGACAAGCAGCAGGCCUAAGCUGACAACCGAAUAUUCCCAUCGGACUAACGAAAUGACUGCGAGCAAGGAAGGUCAAGAAUCGAGGCGAACCCUCAGCGAGAGUUCCGCAGAGGACGUCGGGCACACAGGAUCGAGGACCAGGACCAACGACGACGAAAUGUGGCGCAAUGAACUUGCUAUGAACGCGGACAGCAGCGCCGCUCAGCCAGAAAAGCGAGAGGAACGAAGUCCCAGUACAGGAAACUCCAAUACGAGGUUCAGCGAUGCCGUAGAUGUUGUUCUUCGCGUUCUCCUCGUCAUUACCUUCAUCAAGCUGGAGACGAUGACAGCUUUUAAGCGGGAAAUUCACGAGGAAGAGCUGUGGCUAUACAAGAACCCAAGGCGACCGGACAUCGUCAGGGGCGGGGAGCUGCUUUUCUGGGUGAUAGUGGCACCCUUUCUGGUCACUAUCGCCUUCUACUGGUACACAAGAGACAAGCGGGACUUUAGAGCCGCCAGCUGGGCCUGGACACUGGCCCUGUGCAUGAACGGCAUCCCGACGAGCGUACUGAAGAUAACAGUGGGGCGGCCCAGGCCCGACUUCUUUUACCGCUGCUUUCCUGAUGGCGUGAUGGUACUUAACACAACGUCAAGUGGCUUGGACACCUCCAUCCUGGAUUUCAAUUGCACAGGGCUUCCGGGCGACAUAAACGAAGGCCGCAAGAGCUUCCCCAGCGGUCACUCGUCGUUCGCCUUUGCGAGUUUCAGUUUCAUUGCCUAUUACAUUGGCUCCAAGCUGCACGCUUUCGAUAGCCGGGGACGCGGCCACACCUGGCGGCUCUGCAUUGCAGUGAUACCUCUGUUCAUCGCACUGCUGGUUGCAGUAAGUCGCACCUGCGACUACCACCACCACUGGCAGGAUGUGACCAUCGGCGGGCUGAUUGGCCUACUUGCAGGCUAUAUAAGCUACACACAAUACUAUCCCUCCAUCUUCAGCCCUAAUGCCGGCAUACCAUUGGUCAGGUGGCCCAGCAGAGAGGGAAGCCAGUACAAGCGACUGUCAGGAAAGGACGACAAUGGCAGUCGUGGUGGCGGAGAUGCGGUGCGGAGACCCCUCCUCGUUGGCAAGGAGGAGUCCAAAUGGUACUAAAAGCUUUACGUAAUAUUACUGUUAGUGUUGCUUUCCCGUUUAAGUUUUUUAAGCAUAUCCAGACAUCGCUGAAUUUCCGAUUUACAAAUGUGCUGCUGGCUUACCUCGUAUUAGGGUUUGGUAGUAGGGUAGGGUUUGUUAGUAGUUUCUCCAAUAAAACUAAGCGCGUCAAUUGCUAAACGUAAA
Drosophila sechellia is the source of this 1622-nucleotide messenger RNA. Its product is annotated as phospholipid phosphatase 5. The coding region runs from base 213 to 1436 and encodes 407 amino acids. The transcript has 4 exons. Gene Ontology annotation, molecular function: phosphatidate phosphatase activity. Gene Ontology annotation, biological process: phospholipid dephosphorylation; phospholipid metabolic process. The record is from RefSeq and is a predicted model, not a curated record. NCBI's taxonomy places the organism in Eukaryota, Metazoa, Arthropoda, Insecta, Diptera, Drosophilidae. Gene Ontology annotation, cellular component: membrane.